AUGUCUCAACAACCUAAUGCUUCCUCUCCAAAGAAAGUGUCUCCCAUUUCCGACUCUGCAACACCUAAUGAGUCAACUAACCUUAAUCGAGUUCUCAAUGUAUCUCAUAUAAGGAUGAUUUGCAUUGAUGAUUUAAAGACUACAAAGCCAAGAACAUCACAUGCAAGAAGAACUAAGGAGGAUGUUCGUACUAAGGGCUCCGAUCCCUCAUCAUCCAACCCCCGUCCCUGGGAUAUCUGCCUGUUACAAACCGUGAUUUCGGAUCCUCCCAAGAGCAAAAGUGAUGAUGACGAUGUUCACACUACUGGUAGUGACAUUCACAUGACUGAAGAGGAGAAUAAUGAAGAUGUUCAAGAAGAUGCCGAUAAUACCAAUGUCACUGAGGAUGUUAAUGACAUUGGAAAUUCUGAAGCUGAUGAUAGUCCAAGGGCAGAUGUUGAUACAGGUACAAAUGUUGUGGAUUUAGAUGAUUACUCUGACAAUGAUUUGGUUGCUACUGUGAACCCUAGUGUAGCCAAAAGGCUCAUGACUAGGAGAAAAGGCAAAGUUGUGAUUCAGAAUUCUCCUGUGAAGAAGGCUGAUGUUAAAAGCCCUUCCAAAGACUCUGUUGUUCCAAAGAAGAGGAAGGCAAGAGCUGUUGAAGAAUCUGAGUCUGAUGUUGAAGUGAAUGUCCCUGACAUUCCAUUAAAGAAGCCCACAACUAGAAAGCUUGUUGCUAGUGUGCCUGAAGUUCCCAUUGACAAUGUAUCUUUUCACUUUGCUACAAGUGUAAAUAGGUGGAAGUUUGUGUAUCAAAAGAGACUGGCCCUUGAGAGGGAAUUGGCUCAAAAUGCUCGUGAUUGUAAGGACAUAAUGGAGUUGGUUCAGGCUGCAGGCCUAAUAAAAACUAUUGUCCAUAUGAGUAAAUGCUAUGAAAUGUUGGUGAAAGAGUUCAUAGUGAACCUCUCUGAAGAGUGUGCUGACAAAAGAUCUAAGGAAUUCAGAAAAGUGUUUGUAAGGGGCAAAUGUGUUAACUUCUCUUCCACUGUGAUAAACAACCUCUCAGGAAGGUCUUAUGAAGCUCAACCUGAGCUUGAAGUCUCUGAUAACAAGGUGUGCCAAGUUAUCACUGUUAACCAAGUCAGGAUCUGGCCUUUGAAAGGAAAAUUGUCUGCCAGUAAACUAAGCAUGAAGUAUGCAAUGCUGCAUAAGAUUGGGGCUGCUAAUUGGGUGCCAACAAAUCACAAGUCUAAUGUCUCAACUGGAACGCAUGUCCCAGACAUUGUCAUGACAUCGGCUGAGACAUCCAAGAGUGGAUCAUCAGCCAGUAAAGCUGAAGUCAUAGCAAUGUUGAAAGAGACUUACAAAGAGCUUGAGGCAAGGAAGAUAUCUCUUGAGAAGAUGAUCAGCAAUCUAGAGAAGGACGGUAAUGAGGAUUUUGCAGGUGCUACGGGGAUAGAAGCACAAGAUGAAUAA
Vicia villosa (hairy vetch) is the source of this 1455-nucleotide messenger RNA. RefSeq lists its product as uncharacterized. The transcript has 4 exons. Lineage: Eukaryota; Viridiplantae; Streptophyta; Magnoliopsida; Fabales; Fabaceae. The record is from RefSeq and is a predicted model, not a curated record. The coding region runs from base 1 to 1455 and encodes 484 amino acids.